GUCUGUCUCCAACGUACAGAAUAGAGGAGCAACGGGGAAUAGGUCAGUUACGAAAAUGAUGGGUACGAAAAUUGUCUUCACUCUAGUCUUGAUGAUGGGAUUUGCAGCAGUGGUGUCCGGAAAUGCGGGUGCAAACCUGAUGGAGAUUGUGAAAGCUGUGAUCGACCAGAAGAUCACAGAUCCUGAACUGGCCAAGGCCAUCAAGGCAAAGCUGCCAGAGGUUCAGGGAUGUGUCAUGAUCCUUGCGCAAAUGAAACCCGAAGCAGUCACUGCGUCCUUGGACGCCAUCUGGCCUGAGCUGAAUACCUGUGGACAGAAAGCUGCUGGCGUUGAUUCCAGCAUGAUGCAGAGCACAUUCAAAGCAUGCAUGAUGGAAGCACAAACAAGCAUUAAGAAAACCGUGGAACUGUCAGAAGAGGAUGGCAAGGCAUUCGAUGAAGGCAUGAACUGCGUCGCAUCAUCGAUCGGCAUGUGAAGGAACAAGCCUUCAUCUGUCUAUGUCGAAAGCAUGCAGGGAGAUAUAUUCUAGAUAAUGAAUAACAAAGAUUAACUCUAUAAUAUAUAAGGCUAUCACACAGAGCAUCGUUACGAAGAUAUCGCAUCUAUUCGCGUGUCCCUGCACCUAAAAUUGCUUUGUAUAGUACGUUGCGAAUAAAGUUGUCUGU
This is a messenger RNA of Ornithodoros turicata, 665 nucleotides long. RefSeq lists its product as uncharacterized. The record is from RefSeq and is a predicted model, not a curated record. The transcript has 6 exons. The coding region runs from base 56 to 475 and encodes 139 amino acids. Lineage: Eukaryota; Metazoa; Arthropoda; Arachnida; Ixodida; Argasidae.